Macrobrachium nipponense is the source of this 11323-nucleotide messenger RNA. Its product is annotated as 1-acyl-sn-glycerol-3-phosphate acyltransferase alpha-like. The record is from RefSeq and is a predicted model, not a curated record. Gene Ontology annotation, molecular function: 1-acylglycerol-3-phosphate O-acyltransferase activity. Lineage: Eukaryota; Metazoa; Arthropoda; Malacostraca; Decapoda; Palaemonidae. The coding region runs from base 275 to 1219 and encodes 314 amino acids. Gene Ontology annotation, cellular component: endoplasmic reticulum; membrane. The transcript is spliced from 7 exons. Gene Ontology annotation, biological process: phosphatidic acid biosynthetic process.
UCCGCUGCUAGUCAGCAGUCUUGUCACGUCAAUUGUAAAUGAGGAUAGAAACUAGAGAGGGCGCCACAUGCGAAAGUUCACCAGAGAUAAAGCAAUUAAAAAGCAAGAGGAAGAGCGAGCGAGGGAGACCGCCCCUCGAACAGAUGUUGAUCAGUGAUAGAAAAUCCGCCGGUGCGACUAGACCCUCCGUCCAAAGCUACAGCCAAACCGUCCCGCCAAAUCGCGUAGUAGUUUUGCUUUUCCCUAAAGCUCACAUCAAAACUCUCGCUACAAGAUGACGUGCUACGUUACGUGGAUAUUUAUACUUGUGAUAGUGUUGGCGCUGCCGUUUCUCUAUACGUCCAGCAGCCGAUUUCGAAUGUAUCUGAAGUUUGCCAUCUUCUACGUCUGGACGCUGUUCGCUCCGGUACUCACCAUCCCGAUCAUCAUGUGGUGGCCUGGUGACCUGACAAACACCACAAUAGCCACCUUUCCUCUACGAAUACUGAACCCCUUGCUUGGGCUACACUGGGAAGUGCAUGGCCUUGAACAUAUAACUGUGGAUCGACCAGCCAUUGUUGUAGCAAACCACCAAAGCUCCAUUGAUUUUCUCGGUAUGGUGUACAUGUGGCCCAUGUUCCACAAGAUCACAGCCAUUGCAAAGAAGGAGCUGUUUUAUGCAAUGCCUUUUGGAUUGACUGCAUGGCUUUGUGGAACAAGGUUCAUCGAUAGAAGGAAUCCUGACAGGGCCAAAUCGUCAAUGAAUGCAGCUCUUGACUAUGUUAAGGAGAAAAAGGCUAAGUUAUGGGUGUUUCCUGAAGGUACAAGAAACAUGGCAGAUGAAAUGUUACCAUUCAAGAAGGGGGCCUUUCAUCUAGCAAUUGAAGGACAGUUGCCCAUCUUGCCCGUUGUGUAUUCGUCUUAUCGAGGAUUUCUUAGUCAUCCAUAUAAAGUUUUCAAUCCAGGUCAUAUUAUUGUGACGUGCCUACCCCCUAUCUCUACUGAGGGAAUGGAUAAAACUGAUAUGGAGGAUCUCAUGGAGGAUGUGCGUAAUCAAAUGAUGGAAGUAUAUAGAAGAACAUCAUCGCAGGAAUGUGACUUUCGCAAGUGCCCUGGUUUAGACCUGCAACAUCCGUACAAACGAAAGUGCAUGCCUGACGACAAGACGAGCGGUCUCUCGGUUAAAAUGCUUAUGUACUACCAAAUUCCUUCACUCAAGUCCAUCAUCCUUGGCCAUUAGCUGAAGCUGUCAAAAAACAUAGCUAAACCUUGUGGUGGUUGUAGCUUCCAACAACGCCUUUACAAUCUCCAAACCUGCUCCCUGCAUUGCAUUUACAAUUCUCUGCCACAUGCAAGAUAUGGCAGUUGUGCUUCUGUUUACUUAGUGAAUAUAUGAAGCUACUAAUGUAAGUGAGUUAGCGUUACCUACUGUUCAAAGGCAGUGAGGUCCUUAGUGGUCUUGAAUUACAGACUCCAUUUCACUGCUAAUCCUUGUGAUAACUCUGUAUUGCAGUGCAGCAUGACUGUGAUGGCCAUGUUAAUUGCAACAUAUUUUGUACUGUGUGAACCAUUUUCUGUAUUAAUUUUAGUAUUUACCAAAAUUCCCGUUCAAAUUGGCAAUGGUUUUUGCGUCAGAGAUAUCAGGGAAUGAAUAGUAUAAUCUAAAGUCAGGGUAUUACAUUAUUUUGCGUGGUAGCUUAGGUAACUGGAACUAUAUUAGAGCUAGAAAAUUGGACCAAAGAUAUACUGUAACAUUUGUGCAAAGGAGGACUUAAUCAUUUCUUCAGUAGUGGACAUCAAUGGCUAUGCAGAUGCUCAGAAGCAACACUAAACUUAAAUAGUGUUGAGUGCAUGAAAUUUUUAAUAGUUUCCGAGGUGAGAAUGAUUUGUUUGUCUUUUAUCAGGGCUCACUCGUGCAUUGGACGUGAGGUGUAUGUAUUAUAAGUGUCAUUUGUAUUAUUUUAUUCAACAUUUCAUUACUUAUUUAUAAAAAGAAAUUUUGAGCCAGGAGACAUAAUGGAUGCAAAAUUUUAUUUUCAUCAGUUGGCAGAGUUGCUGAACCAGUGCUGGCUUUUUCUGAAAAAAUUUGCUCUGAAGAAUGUUGGUGUUGAAGGGUAUUCCAUGUAAGGAGAGAGGAGUUUUGAAUGCACACUAUUAUCAUUACAAGCACCUUAUCUCGUUGCAAGGCCUGUUGUUAUUCUCAUUAGUUCCUUUGUUUUGUUAACUUUUAGGAUAUAAGGUUGAUUUACUGGUGAAAAAUAUCUUAAUGUUGAGGUUUAUUAUUGCUUUUUUUAUGUUGCUUAUGUUCUUUUGUUUUUGCAGUUCUCCUGUCAAUGUUUCCAUUAUGGUCACUGAUUGUCAUGUCUGUAGUGUUAUGCUGUUGAUUUUCCCAUUUUUAAAGAAAAAUGCUGAUUGUGUGAUAAGGCAACAUUUUUGGUGCUCCAUAAGUAUACUGGAGUAUUAUUGUUUGAAUCAUGUUUUUAUGCAGUAUUUUAGAUUAAACAUCUGUAUAUAGCACAAAUCUUCCAAUUUAUUUUUUUUUCUCAUAAAAUAUUAGAUUGUGUUUGAUUCAGUUAUUUGUAUUGUUUCAGUGAAGAGAAUUAUUUUAUAUUCUGUUAACUCGGACAGAUGUGGAACCACUCUCAUUAUUCUUUUUAUAAAUUAAUGUGAGGAGAUUUUUUGUCUUUGAAAAGUGGACUUAUAAAUAUUUUAGUCACAUUAGGGUGUAAGCUUUGUCAUUAAAGUAUUACAUAUAUUAUUAACAAAGGGCACCUUAAGAUAAGCAUUUUUCUUACGGGCUAACCACUGUUAUGGAACACACUUGAUGAGAUACAUCGUGGAAUCCCUAUCGUGAAUGCUGUUUUAGAUAUUUGUCUGUUCAUACAACACGAGAGGUGAUGAAUCCUAUUUUAAUCGUCAUAAUCAUCCUUGGUUUAGCUCUGUUUGAUGACGGAAUACAAGUGUUCCUCCAUCUGUCUAAUUGGAAUAAGAGUUCAUUAGAAUACAGAUCAAAUUUAUCUUCUAUGCAGAAAUGGAUUUUGUUGUAAUUUGAAGUGUUGUGAUAGCUGCACAAAUGCAUUAGUUAUAUUAUGAUUGUGUUUAUGUAGUUUAAGGGGCUCAAAGUCUUACCAGUUAACUAAAUUACUAGAAUUGAUAAAGUUGAAUUAGGAUAAUGUGAACAGAAUCAUGGACUGAAAACUUGCACAGCUGUAGCAAUGAAAAUGUGGCAUGGGGCUUUAUGAAAUUAUUUUUACUGAGAGUCAUUGAAGUUUCCUUGAGCGGGACUAGAACCAGAUACUGUAUUGAUAGGUAAGUCAAAAUAUACAAUGGUUUGAUAGGACAGCAUUUACUCUAUGGUAGUCUGUACCUUUUAAGGGUCAGUGAUACUUCAUUAGUUUCUUAUUCCUUUUAACCCCUGAGAUGGCACAAAAACUUAUUGGCCAGGGUGCACAAAAAAGGGUCUUGAAUAUCAGAAAACUUUAUAAUUAUUCAGUAUAUUAGCUGAUGUUGCAAAUGAAAGGCUUUUUUUAUUUUGUCCUUAUAAUGUUCUUCAGUAUUCCGUCUUUCUUGAUGUCACUGUCCUUUAUAUUUUUAUGCUUGUAAUUAAGAUUGUAAGAGCACUAAGCCACUCUGACUCCUCUAGAAAAAUUAUCUGCACAGUUCCGUCACGUGACGGUACCUUUUCUUUUCUUUUCUUUUCUUUCUUUUUUUUUUUUUUGCAUCAUCAUUUGACUACAUAUAUUGUGCAUAUGGACAAGAAUAUUGUCUUCAUUUAACAAAGGAUAGAAAAAAAUGGAUAAAAGGCAUUUGUAAGUUAAAAGUUAAGAUUUCAGUCACCAGUGUUUGUACAGUAUUAAUGAAAGACUGUAAGUGUUUCUGAUGCUGAAUGCAAUCAUUAACCGAGGUAACCAUCCUCCUCUGUGUCAUCUAAUAUUUAUUACAUUCUUUACCAAGUUUUUAGUUUAAGAGUUCAAACAUUUCUUUUAAAUACCAUUUGCCCAAGAUAAAUGAGUCAGAAUCACAUUAAACCUCAAAGGUUUAGUUUUAUUCUUCCCUGUGAAUUUAAUCAGCGGAAGGUUAUUGGUAUUAUAACGUGAUUUAAUUAGAAAAACUAAGCAUGUGCCAUUCUUUAAGGAAAAAUUCCAAGUUUACAUAAACUUGGCUUGCUAGUUUAGCAAAAGUUGGUUCUGUAUUUUAUAUAUAAAAGAAAAGUUCUGGCGUUGUUGAUGGUUCAGGUAUGCUGAUUAUAAAUUGGUUGAUGGUUCAGGUAUGCUUAUUAUAAAUUGAUAAUGAAAAAAUAAAAUUAUUUCAUAUUGAUUGAUUUGGUUAUAUGUUGAAGAUAAAAGAUAUAGCAUUGAUUAUAAUUUCUCAACAUUUUGCCAUUUUUUAUGGUUACAUAAACUGGUAAUGGACCAUAGUAUUGUUUUUUUAAUUCCAAGCAACUAUUUAAGAACUUGCCAAAGUACUUUGAUUGAGGAUAUUCUUUGAUUUAAUAGAUAAAAUACCAGGUUAGUUCAAAAUCUGUACUCUAUACUGCUGUGGCUUAGAUUUUGAAAAUGCUAAAACCACCAUUUUGUGUUCUGGUGUUUAUUUAUAGAUGAAAAGUAGGUGAGGCUCAUCAAGAACAAAGCUUUCCACCUCUUAUUUUGUUUCCUGAUAUUGCUGCUUAUUUUGUUUCAUGAUGUUGCUUAUUAGUCUGCUAACCACCACCAUGCAAUUGUGUGAUGAACGAAACACACUCAAGUGGAAACACACCAUGGAAAAGUAAAAAAAUGCUAUGGCUGGCAGAGAGAUUUUGUGACAGUUUAUAGUCUGUACAGUGCCUAUGCCAAUGGAAGCAGCAAUGAUCCCUUAGAUUGCUGUUGUCUUUUGCAUGGCAUGUACUGUUUAUGUUCAGGUUCCUUGAACUAAUGGAUUAAAUUUAUUUCUGAGUCCAGUAAUACACUAUGGUCAGGAUCCUAGUAGAGAGAGUGAAAGAGUAGGGGAUUUAACAAAUUUGAAUGGUGUAAAUUAUGUAGUGCCUGCAUUAAAGCUUAUGUAAUAUGUAUUUAUCAAUGUGGGUAAUAAUACAGGAAGCUUUCAUGGUUUUCAAGGAGUGGUUUCACUAAGCUUAUUGAUAGAUUUUUGGGGUCAUGAAUUUGAUAGAUUUUUGGGGUCAUGAAUUUAACAUCAUUAAAUCUUAUUAGAUUUAAUUAUACUACAUAAAGGGUUCUAAGUUGAGCUUCAGCGAGAGUCCUAGGUUUAUGAGUGAAACAAGACAGAGAAUUUCUUUUUCACCAAUCUCUCUUUCAAUAUAAAGCUUCCAACAAACAAGUUUUACUUAUUUUUUGCAUACUACAAUUGAAGUAGGAUUUCUGUUUUUAUAUUUUUACUGUUUAUAUUUAAGUAUUCAUCAUUAGCAGUGGAUAUUCAUGUAAAUGAAAAAAUUUUAUUGUUAAAUCCUUGGUUCAAAAGAUUUAUCAUGGAGGGCUAGUGUAUUUAAAAUAAAUUUUUGUUUUUGCUUAUUUUAUCAUGAGUACUAUUAAGAGAAGUUCCAUUAUUAUUUAUCAUGUUUUUAAGACAAUACAUGACCAUUGAAAACAUUAUAAUGAAAACUUCUAAUCAAAGAAUAUUUAUUGUAGAUUCUGGUGACUUGACAUUUUCCAUGUACUGGAUGAAAGAAUUCAUAAUCUGUAGUUACAUUUGACUAGUUAGCCAAGUUACUUUAGAUAUAUGUACUAAUGAAAGAAUUAGCUGACAGCAUUGAGUGAGAAAAUGUCUAAUUAUUAUUAACCCCAUGAUGUGAUGCUGGUAGACAAGGCCUUUUUGUAGCAAUUAACAUACUGGUAGCCAUGGUGCUCAGAUUAGACAAGAAUGCUGAGUUCCAUUUACCUCCCCAAGACAAUAAGGUAAUUAUAAAAGAAAAAUAGCUUGUUAGAUUGGUGAUGCUUACAUGAGGUAGAAUUAGUCCACUGUAAAUGUCAGGAAUGUUGCUUCACAGAAGAGAUGGGGGAAGUUUUUGCAUGAAUGAAGACAGACUUUUUAAUUGUUUAUAUCUUCACUAGUUACAAUUGCAUAGGAAAAUACUUUCAUUCUUUGCAUGGUGUGUAAGUACCUUGAGAAAGCAACUGCAGAAUACAGUAGUAGUACUGAUUUUAGUAUAGAUUGAUUGUAGUAAUAAUGUACAGAAUGUAGAAAAAAUUUAAGUUAUGAGGAUUGAGGUUGUGGCUCUGCUCUUAUACAGUACAGUACUUCCAAACUGAUUUAGGUAGACUUGUAGAUUGUAAAAAGAAUGUAUUGUUGCCUGCUUGAGGGUCUUCGUUAGUCUUUCUAACUUCAACUUACAAACCACUUGCUAUGCUAGGUGUAAAGCAUAAUUUCAUUUUAUUUAAAUAAGUCUUUAUAGAAUUACCAUUUGGAUUCCAAAGCUCAUAAAUUAGUAUUUUAAAGAUAAAAUAGCAGACUAUUAAUGAAGCACAGGCAUAGGCCUUAGUAUUGAAAUCAACCAUAUUAAAAAAGUUACUGGUUUUAGAUAGUGGUGGCUUCGCGUUGUCCAUCCAAUUUUUGGUUAAAAUGAAAAUAACAGAGCACCUCAUGCUAAUUUUCCAUUCUCAAAAUUAUGAUGUCUGGCUGCACAGACAGCCAGCUGAUAUGAUAUUGAAAUGGUGGGUUACAUUUCAUACCAGUUCUUCUUGGUUUGUAUAUUGGAUUAGGAGAAUACAAUGCAGGAAACAUUUUCUGGCCACUUAAGCAUCUGUUAUGGUAAUCCCUAUUAUUGGUUUUGAGGAUUUCAGCCAAAGCUUGUUCUCUGUAGCUUUGACAGUUUUUAGUGUAGAUUUUUUAAUGGAAAUGAAACCCACCUUUUGGAAUGACUCAUCGUUGUUUCGAAACUUGGCAAAUUCUGUAUUAUGUACUUUGUACUUAACGUUCACACUUUUCCCUUCCUAGCUUUCUUAUUCUCAGGAAUAAUACAUUCCAGUGAUCAUUCAGGUCUUGCUUCACAUACAUUAUUAUCCUUUCUUUUGUACAUUUAGGCAAUGUAGUCUUGUUAUCUUCAGAAACUGAAAAACUAAUUAUUUAAUGGUCAUAUUUUGGAUAAGUGUAAAGCUGAGUAAUACUUUGGGAGAAGGGAAGAGGUUGGAUUUUUAGAGUAGAGUGUUUGUUAUGACUUUGAUUGCUGACUGUUCAAAUUUUUUUCCUAUAUAUUUUGUCAUCUGCCAUAUUUUAUUCUGUUGGUUUUCAGAGUCUGCUUUUUUAUUAUUUCUUGCUUAGUAUUGGCAGGAGUUAUUUCCUGAGAUUUUAGUCAUUUAAAUAGAAAUGUUCAAUACAGUACAGUGUGUGUUUUAGGGGUGAUGAUUGGCACAAGGUGUAUUGUUUUGCCAUAUACUAGUAUGGUAGCUAACACUGUGACUCAUUUUCUGAGGUCUUCCAGAGGUAACUCAUUUUAUUGCAGUAAUUAAAAAUGCUGUAGAGUUGUAAUUGACUUGAAAAAGCAAAAUUAUUAAAGCAAUGGGAGUAUUCUUUAUACUAUAACAGUACAGCUAUUCAGUAAGAAAAACUAUGAAAAGUAUAAUUCUUGAAAAGAUUUACAUUGAGUAAGCCUGGCUCUUUAAAAACAUAUUUUUUUUACUAAACCUCUGUUUGAAUAUAAAGGUUUUGUAGUGGAGAUUUAGUACUAUAGUUUCAGAGUGAACAGCUCUUGUAGUUUAUGCCAGUAUUCAGCAGGAGUGUUUUAGGCAUUAGGUUUGGCCUCCAGCAAUUUUUUUUCUACAAUCCAUUAAUUUCAUGCUGUGUGUAGUUGAGGUCAUGUUUCUUGUAAAUAUUGUUGUACAUGAAUAUUGAGAAAUGACCUUUAAUUUGCUAAGCAACUAUUGUUUGACAGUUUGUUUCCAGUGCAGUGCUAAUAACACUACAGUAUUACUUCAGGACAGUAUUUAAAAAAUGGAAAUACUAGUGAUUUCUGUCAUCUUAAAACACUAUUGUCCAUAGCACUGUCUGUAAGUACAGUUCAUUUUGCCCUGGUUAACAUUGGAAGAUUAUAUGUAGAAGAAAUUUAUUAGAUAAUGGAAGAUUAUAUGUAGAAACAAUUUAUCAGAUAUAAAAAUCUCUCUCUCUCUCUCUCUCUCUCUCUCUCUCUCUCUCUCUCUCUCUCUCUCUCUCUCUCUCUCUCUGUGUGUGUGUGUGUGUGUAGGGCUCUUAAGUUUUGUAAUCAAUAUUUUAUCCAUAUUUUAUGUGGAAUGUUUACAUCUGAUAUCAAGAGCUGUUUGAUGAACAAAAGGUAAUGGGUGGCAAGGGAUAUUUGAUUACAAGGAAAUUCUAUUUACGCCUUAAGUCAGUGCGACCGUGUUCAGCGAGGUUAGUUUAUGAAGGCAAUUGCAGAAGCUAAAACUCUACUGUUUUUUUGGUUUAACACCACUUAAUUAUGAUGCGAGGUAGGAACAAAGAAAUAAUUUAUACCAUUUGGUUGAUCUACUUAAUAUUCUAUAAAAAGUUGGAAGUAUAUUCUGAAGAGUUCAGUUGUAUAGAUGAUUUUUUGUACUUUCUAUUAUUCUUAAUUUUUCUACUUAUACAUUUAAAUAUGAAAUAUUGUAACUCAAAUUUCAUAUCUUCAUUUCAAGGUUUAUGCUACUAUAUUGAAGUCAUGUAUAACCUUUUGAUUGCCUUGAAUAUUUUUUAGUACUUAAGUUUUUUAGAAGAAAUUUUUGGUGACGUUUAAAUACAAACUGUACUGUAAAAUUUGUAUUGAGUAGUUUUGGAAAAAAAUUUGUUUUCAGUCAUAUAUUCCUCAAUAAAAGCUUAUUUUUUAGUCAUAUAUUCCACAAUAAAAGCUGCAGAAAAAUAACUGGAUAUUAAAGCUGCUACCAAAUUUGAUUAUGUUAUGAUGGUGUUAGUUUAGUAAGCAUUAUCUUUUUUUUAACAGAGUACAUUUUUUUUUUUUAUAAAGAGUACAACUGCUUUUGGAAUAUCACUAAAAAUUUCUGUAGAGGAGGAUUAAUGGAAUGGAUCUUAAUUAACUGUCCAGGGAGGAUAAGGAAAAUAUUUUAUCCAAGUAAAUUUGAUAGGAAAAGUUAGUUAUUGGGAGACAUCAAGGUUCAAUAUUAAGUGUACCCUUUCAUAUAUAUUAGAUGGAGCAACCUUGAAAGCUUCCUUUUAGAGAAUAUUGUAUCCCUGACUGUAGAGGCAGGCUGUUGGAAUUUCAGAAGUCUCAGAUGGGGUGAAUUUGCACCUCAAGUGUGAGCCUGAUUCAACCUUUCUGGAGUGCCAAAGAUUUAUAUAUGAUUACAAUAACUGUUGUAUGAUUGCAGCUUGGCAUUUGUGCCUAGUGAAUGCAAUUUCCUACAGUACGCAGACUUUUCCAUUGCUGUGUAGUGAAGGGUCUUGGUUAGAUUUAACUUGAAAUCUUGACUGUCUAGUUUUAUAUGCUGUGGGCUAGUUUUUUUCUGUUAGGUAUAAUUAAAUGUAGUAUGAAGAGAUUUUUCUUACCCUUGGUAAAUAUCACAAGUUGUCAUAAGGGUGGAAACAUGAGAUUCUGACUGAAUAAUUUUUAUUCAGAGUAGUACUCAGUCUUAUGAAAGCAAGACCUUUUCAGUGCUAGAGAGAAGGUACAAGCCAUGAUUUUACUCCUGUGUAACAUGGUGUCCAUUGGUUGAAACGGACCACAUCAGGCUUGAAAUACCUCAUUUAGCUGUGUUUGCCAGACAUCAUUUUGCAUUCAUUUUAAAGCAAUUGUAAUUUUAUUUCUGAAAUAGUUUAACAUGAUUUUUGCUACUCCCUGGACUGUUCGUAUUUUAAAUCCUAUUCUGCUUUGGCACUUGAAUGAUUUCUAUUAUAAAUGCUAUUGAACAUGGUAGACUUUUUAUUACAAACUUAUCCAUUGGUAAAAAUAUAAUUAAAACAUUAGUUCUUUUAGCACAAAAUCCAUCUCACCUCUUUUGCUUCCUGUAAGUGACAGAUUAAAAUCAUAGCUGUACUUGGCAUUAUAUUGCAUUGGUUAAUGUUAGAUCUAAAAUUAUUUCCAGUUUAUUGAUGGAAGUUGAUACAUAAGCCUAAAACAAUGAAUGUUUAAUGAAAAUUUCCAGGUAGACCUCUUGUAUUUUCUGAGAUGCAUUUUAAAUGGACAUAUUUUAUUUGAUAGCCGAUAUAUUUUUACCAGCAUAUACUCAUUUUGCAUAUUCUCUGUUGUAACUUAUGAAAUAGGUUAUUUUGCAGUCAGCAGCUUCCAGUGAAAUUAUAUUUGUGUAAAUGCUGCAAUCCCCAUAGUAUGUACAGUUCAAGUUAUGUAGACUUAUUUAUUUGAAGAUUUUUUGCAGUUGUAGGUUGAGGUUAUGGGUACUCAAACUUGUUUGAUAUUUAUCAGACAUUUUCCAUUUGCUUUCCUUAAGGUUGUACAUGUAAAUGAGCAUAAGUGCAAAUUUAAACAGUCCUUGGGUGCUAUGGAGCUUUUUUGUAUGUAUUUGGUCAUAUGUUCCUUUUAAGUUCUUGGACUUUUUCAUUGUAAGUCGUUUAUUCCAAACUUUGGUGUUAUAUGCAAAUUUAAGCUUUAGUGUUAGAUAUUAACUUUGUGCCUGAUAUGGUUACUGAUGUAUUAUGGCUCAUAUAUCAAUGAUAGUUUCAUUGUUGGAACUUCUAUCUGGCAUGAAUCAUGUUGGUCUGAAUGAAGCUGCUAAUCAUAAUCCAGACUACGGGUUUUUCUGAGGCAUUCUCCUUUUAAUGAUGACGAAAAAAUUCCAAUGGGUAAGAUUAACUGGGUACUAAUACAUAACAUGAGAUAAUUGCUGUUAUGAAGAGUUGUGCUUUUUCAAGAUCAUAAUUUUGCAGUGCUAUAGAUAUAUACACAUAUGUAUAAAUCUUAAUAAGAAAAUGGUCAGUCCAGCCAUUUGAGAGUUAAGAAAUUUGUCUGUGUUCUAGUUCAACUACCUGAUAAAGAACCUCAGUGGUGUGAUUGUUAUGGUCUUGGCCUACUACCUCUGUGGCCACAAGUUCGAUUCUCGGGCAUUCCACUGAGGGGUUAGAGAUGUGUAUUUCUGGUAAUAGAAGUUCACUCUCGACGUGGUUCGGAAGUCACGUUAAGCUGUUGGUCCCGUUGCUGAAUAACCACUGGUACCAUGCAACGUAAAAACACCAUACAAACAAACAAACAAACUACCUGAUACACAUAUUAAGAAAAUGGUCAGUAUUUGAGAUGUCAUCUUUCUGGGUUGUUUUUUCUCAAACAGAGUAUUAUGAAUUACUAAAUGUUCUGCUAGUCCAUUGGAAAGUUUUUGUAUGCAUGGCCAGGUGGAUUGAUUACUUGUUUAGUUUUUUUUACAUUGCGUAACUUGGAUACAGGUUUUUGUAUCGCUAAUAUAUGAAUAUAUAAAAUGUU